GACCAUGUUUUCCAAUGGUAAACUGCCUGAGUAAGACAUCUUUGCUACUACCAGACGUCGAAUCGGAGUUGCUAUCUCAUUUUAAACCAUAAAUGAUACUAGUGGAAUGUCAUAUUGCUAAUCUAUAAAACAACAAUAUAUAAGUUUCUUCAUCUAAAUGGUCCUUCCAAACUUCUAGUUGUGUAUAUGCCAGGUUACUGUAGCAGGGUUUUAUAUCGAUCCACAGGAACAAAAGAACAAAACACAGUGUGAACAUGAAAUCAUUGGCACUUGUUGUCCUGCUGUGCCUUGGCUGCGGUCUGAUGUCUUUCUCAUUCAUACUCGCGUCACCGCAUAUGUGGAGUAAGCUGAUCCUGACUCAACACUGGCCGAGCACAUUUUGCAGCAUGGAACACUGUGAUCCCAAAUUUGACUACUGGACUUUGCAUGGACUGUGGCCAGAUAAAGGCCAGGAAUGCAAUUCUUCUUGGCACUUCAAUGUAACUCUAAUCCAGGACCUACUUCCAGAGAUGCAGAAGUGGUGGCCGGAUCUUAAAAUGCCAGAAUCCUCUGGAUUCUGGAAAUAUGAAUGGCAAAAACAUGGAACAUGUGCUGCAAAAGCUGAGUCCCUAAACAGUCAACACAAAUACUUUGGCAAAGUCCUGGAGCUGUAUCACAAGUUAGACCUUGAUGGAGUGAUGAAGAAAUUCAACAUUGUGCCCUCAGAGACUUACUACACUUUUGACCACAUCGAAGGAAUCAUUCUCAACUUCUACAGUGUGAAACCAAAGAUUCAGUGUAUUCAUCCAGAGGGAGGGAAGGUGCAAAUCUUGGGCCAGAUCGAGAUCUGCUUCGACUCAGACUUCCAACUUGCCAACUGUGAGCAUUCUGAGACAGACACUCUGAACCUAACUGACUUCCUGAAUGUUAAGGGUACAGAGUUUAGUGUAUGUGACCAUGCCACACCAGUCUACUACCCUCCCCUGAAGGGGAAGCCAUCAAUGUAGUGGCUAGUGAGGUCAGGUUACUCUAUAACCAGUCAUAUCUCACAUGGAACAUACACUCUUUGAAAAAAGGGUUCCAAAAGGGUUCUUCGGCUGUCCCCAUAGGAGAAUCCUUUCUGGUUCCAGGUAUAACCCUU
Messenger RNA from Coregonus clupeaformis (lake whitefish), 1120 nucleotides. RefSeq names its product ribonuclease T2-like. Gene Ontology annotation, molecular function: ribonuclease T2 activity; RNA binding. The coding region runs from base 255 to 986 and encodes 243 amino acids. NCBI's taxonomy places the organism in Eukaryota, Metazoa, Chordata, Actinopteri, Salmoniformes, Salmonidae. Gene Ontology annotation, biological process: RNA catabolic process. The record is from RefSeq and is a predicted model, not a curated record. The transcript has 10 exons. Gene Ontology annotation, cellular component: extracellular region.